AUGAGAGGGCUAUGGGCUGCCUUGCCAGCCCUGCUAAUUCAAUCCGCACAUGGACAACAACCUGCUGGUACUCAGAUGUUUGUGAACUACCCAGGGCUCAGUGAUGGAUGCAAAGAGGCCCUAGCAACCAAUGUGACUUGUCCGCCAUUUCUCCCUGCUGUCUCUCAGGAUAAUGCCAUUUUGGAUGAUGCUGCAGUCGGUGAGCUUUGCGUCGACAGUUGCUAUAGUUCCCUAAACAGAGCUAGAGCUACUAUCCAAGCCGCUUGCACUGCAAGUACCGAUGUGAUUGUCUACGAGGACGUAGCAUAUCCGGGUAACUACCUUCAUCCCAGACUCGGCUCUUUGUUAAUGGAAUUUCUAGCGACGUUCAUCGCCGAUAACUACCUGUUAACCUUUGAAGUGUCUUGUAAAAAGGACAAAGAAGGGAAUUACUGUGAUCCUCUGUUCCUCUCCUGGCAAAACCAUUCCGUUAUACCAAGUGUGACCGCCGCCUGCUCGGACUGCUCGUUAGGAGUACUUGAAGUUCAACUAAACCACCCUUUGGGAUAUGACGAGGGCAUGGAAGAGAGGUUCAAUUCUUUGACAUCCAGCUGUGGUGUCACGGGUUAUAGUGUCACUUCUCCAGCCCCAUACGCUCUCAACGCAACGGCGACGGCAACUUCAGUCAUUACCACUGCUACCUCUAAGCCAGCCUGUGAUGUGUCUUACGUAGUGAAGCCCUCGGAUGACUGUAACUCCGUGGCAAAGUCUUUAAGUGUUUCUACAUAUAGCUUGCUGCACGCUAACUACUUGGACCUCUAUUGUCAGACUUUUUCCCGGCGGGUGGGUAAAACCCUUUGUGUACCACCCAAGUGCACUACACACACCUGGCAGGCCAGUGAUACAUGCGACAGUGUGGUCGGUGGCCUCGGCAAUGUAACUCUGCCGCAAUUCCUCGCGUGGAAUCCCAAUUUCAACUCUCUCUGUCUCAACAGUCCAUUCUUCAUUGGAUAUGAGGUCUGUAUAAGUCCUCCAGGCGGCUACCUCAACCACACAUCAAACGACAAUUCUAGUCCUACAGUAACUGCUGGUAGCAGCGGUGUCGCAGCGUUCCCGACCAAUGCCGUAGAUGGCAGCUCCCACAACUGUAGUCUGUGGUAUACAGUUGUGGAAGGAGAUGAGUGUGGCCUGGUCACCCUCGCCCAAUCCAUUUCUCUGACCGACUUCUACUUUCUUAAUCCGGAGAUAGACGAGAAUUGCAGUAAUCUGCAGCUCAGCAGGGCGUAUUGCGUGAGGCCGGUUGGUUCUAUCACCAGCUACCCCAACUAUACCAUCACGGGGGUUUUGCCAAUCACCGUCCCGCCGGCCACCUUCUCUUCCGUGAAUACUGCCAUACCAACAAGCACCAACGAUCCUGGCUAUGAGUACAUCGAGCCUCCACUCCUCCCAACUGCCCCAGGCACCAUUCGAGACUGCUAUCUAUACCAGAAUUCCCCUUCCUUUACCACCCUCUGCAGGGAUCUUGCGCGGGAUAACGACGUAUCGGGUGAAGACUUGGCAGAGUGGAACCCGAGCCUUGAGAAAGACAUGGCCAACUGCACUCUCACGUCAACUUACAGUUACUGUGUAAAGAAGUACGAGAAUAGCACUUCGACUGAGGACAUCUCCUCUUACUGCCUGCCUAUUGAUGCCACGGAGGCUGGUACAGUUUCCAACUGUAAUUGUUUCACUUCCAUAGACGGUUAUGAUGCAGGAGACUACACAUGCGCGGACAUGGCUGUCACUUACGGGGUGAAAUUAGUCGAGCUUUUGGCCUGGAAUUCUUGGCUAUCAGGCGACUGCGACAGCGCUCUCUUUGCAAAUCUCAACAGCACUUCCAGACGCGCCGUUUGUAUUGGUGUCGGCUCCAAGAGUGCUACUGCCACCACCACGACUAGCACUAGAUCUGGAACAGCCACCAGCGCCACAGAAUCCAUGGUACCCACUCAAACUGGAGUUGUGUCUGGCUGUCAGCUCUUCCAUACCGUGGUGGACGGUGACGACUGCCCAUUGAUGGAGAGUAAGUAUGGUAUUACCCUAGCUCAGUUAUACCAAUGGAAUCCGAGCAUUAGCAGCACCUGUAACAACCUCUGGUUGGGAUACGCGUACUGUGUCAAAGGGCCGGGCUCAUCCACCACGCCUACGGCCACAUCCUCAAAUGAGAGCUCGAGUGGUCCCACGCAGACGGGAACUGCAUCCAAGUGCAAUCAAUACCAUACUGUUGUGAGCGGUGAUUCAUGCGAUCAUAUCGAGACUACGUACGGCAUCAGCUUUGCGCAAUUGUAUGAGUGGAACCCUGAGAUUGGUUCGAACUGUCAGACAUUGAGAGUUGGAUACUCUGUUUGCGUAGCAGUCUCCUCCGCAAGUGCACCCACACAACCUGGGAUUGCAUCUGAUUGCAAUCGCUACUAUACUGUUGUGAGUGGAGAUUCAUGCGACGGUGUCGAAACAAACCUACACCUCUUCGAUUGCUUCCCCACCAAUAUCGGUCGCGCGUUGCAUCCAGUCAAACGCCAGUAUUUUCACCAGGUGCGAGCGAUGAUGAAUAUCCCCGACAAUUUUCGACCGGGUACCCUUUCAGAACGGGACCCUACGAGGGAAGCAUCCUCCAGUAAUGCCGACAAACUGGAACGACUCCUCCAAAUGGAUGGAUUCAAAACCUGGGGCUUCGUGAUUUAUCGCUGCACGUAUCAAAGUGACUCCGACUGGGAGAAGUUUAUGACGCGCUUUCUCUCCCCCGUUACUGAAUCUCUCGAGUACUACAAAGGUCUAGAUCUAUUGGACAGUUUCGCCCCGACAGUCUUCGAAGAUCGUUCCUUUGAUGGCGCGACUACCUCUCUUGUACGCGAGCAUUUCCAGGAGUGGGCUGCGACGGCACCGCAAGUGGAGCAACCUGUGGGCUAUUCCUGCCUCCCGGAGUCUGGUCGGUACAAAUUCUUUAUUAUGGUAGACCAGGAGUCUUUAGAGUCGGUUCUGAAUGCACCUGAUCCGGACGAUUGGAAUGACGAUGGAUUUGUGCGUCUGGUCGAUGGAUUUUGGGAGCCGGAGGAACUGGACAAGGAUGAACUAGCAGAGCUUGGAGUGUCUAGCCAGUUAGAACUUGAGCAGGAGGAACCUCUGGAAGGUUGUACAUUGGAGGAUGUCGGCUGGAUGAAAGUAGUUUAUUAUGCCGCAGAAACAUACGCCAAAACCCAGAGCUAG
Messenger RNA from Aspergillus bombycis, 3219 nucleotides. RefSeq lists its product as uncharacterized. Lineage: Eukaryota; Fungi; Ascomycota; Eurotiomycetes; Eurotiales; Aspergillaceae. The record is from RefSeq and is a predicted model, not a curated record. The transcript is spliced from 9 exons. The coding region runs from base 1 to 3219 and encodes 1072 amino acids.